ACCUCGGGUUGUAAAAAAAAAGUCCCUGUCACUCGAAAUAAAACACCAAUUCCCAACAUUCCCCGCGCAAGUGCGCCAGUUCUACCCUGUGGUCAUGGUAACCGAGGGCUUCCUGGGAACUUGAGUCUCCUCUCCCCCUUCUCCCAUUUUCCCACAGGUUUCGCGAGAUUUACACAGGCGGGUAGGUGUGUGGCAACACUUCUGUGCCAGAAGAACUGAACAAUACCGAUGUGAAAUCUGCGUAAAGUACCCUUUGAAUUUCUGGAGGCAUGUCCAAGAAAAGGGGCAGAAAGCGGAGCAGCGGGGAACUGAGCGACACAGUAACCCCGGACCCCAACUGCAUUCUGGGAGUCCGCAUUCAGCACAACUGGCGUGAGAAGGGGAACCAGAGCAAAUGGAAAGGAACAGUCCUGGACAGACUCAGUGUAAAUCCCUCUCUGUUCAUGGUCAAAUACGACGGCUUUGACUGCGUCUACGGCAUCGAGCUGUUCAAGGACGAGAGAGUGUCCAAUCUGCAAGUCCUGUCAGAGAAAGUUGUCAACAACAAACUCAAGAUACCUCCAGGAGCGGAGGAGCUGGUGGGCAAAGCUGUGGAGCAUCUGUUUGAAAAGGAGGAUGGGGAGAAGAAUGAGUGGAGAGGCAUGGUCCUCUCCAGAGCUCCCAUCAUGACCAACUGGUAUUACAUCACUUAUGAAAAGGACCCUGUUCUUUACAUGUACCAACUGUGGGACGACUAUGCUGACGGAGACCUUAGGAUUCUGCCUGAAGCAGAAAACAAGCACCUGUUGCCUGCAGACAGGAAGCCAGGAGAAGAAACAGAGAGUCUGGUGGGGAAACAAGUAGAGUAUGUUACUGACAAAGGUGUGAAGAGAACAGGCCUGGUCAUCUACCAGGUCCCAGCCAAGCCCUCCGUCUAUUACAUCAAAUACGAUGAUGACUUUCAUAUUCAUGUCUAUGACCUUGUCAAAACCACCUAGAGAGAGUGGACACUUUUAUCUCGCCCUCCGGUCGCCCUCCAUCUGCUUCAGUUUCACAUGUUCCAUUAUUCAAAGCCAUGGCAGGGUUUAAUAGCUGACAUGCUUUAUUGUUCAGAAGUCAGUGCAAUCUAUUAUUUUUAUUUUAUUUUUUUUGUAUGCACAGCAGAACUGUAGCACAGCAACGCUUGGCUAUUUUGAGGAGACUGAACCUUCUUGUUUCAUUGUUGCUGCUUUACUUUAUAUAUAACUUAAGGUUUGGACAGUCCCAGGAUCACACUGCAUAUGGGCUUCGCAGUUGUUACUGCGUUUUUCAUUGUCAGCCGUAUUCUGUUUGUGAAGUGGAUGUCUUAAUUAAAUCCCAAUGGCAAACAAAGCUGCUCAGAACGUAUUUUAAAGGACACCAUUCUUUGGAUUAUCUUACUAACUAAGAAGCAUGAUAUACUCACCACAAAAAUAGAACUUUAAGCAAAACAGUGUAAUACACAAACCAACAGGGCCCCUUUAUUUUCAGAAGCCAAUGUACUCUUGCACCUUUGCACCAUAUUAAGUAUUGCAGCAUUCAUUGCUUUAUAAAUUUGCUACUUAGUGUUUAUGCGAUUCCAGCUGGGCAUUUCUUUGUCUGACCCUGAAUGAAGGUUUCUUCACAGUCCCUAAAUCCUAAUUUAACAGCACAAGGAGCACCAGGUCCAUUGUGUUUACAAAUGAGAUGCUAAAUAUGUCUUUAAAUUUGAUCCCACACAAAUGAUAAAGUGCCUUCUGGCUUGUCGUUUUGCAAUAUUGUAGAUUGUAGAUCUUCCUCUCACUUUUUCCGCGCUCUCAGCUAGUCUUUGCAUAUGAAGGUUGCUAUUUAUUUUUAUCCCCAGGUGGCAAAACUGGCAGCUUGAGGUUUUGCAAACCAUCAGUUUGUAUUAGUGUUAUGUUUUGCUCUUAAUCCGACAUAAAAAUAUGCCACGCACCAUCAUUGGUUGCAUAAUCUCACUGCUGAUUAAUGUGGGGAGCACUUUACUGUAUAAAGUUUACAUAUUGAGGUUAUGGUACGCUAUAUUUUUCCCCAAAAUGCAUUUUCUUUAAGAGCAAAUGUGGCAGAAUUAUGCUUUAAAUUAUGCGCAUGAAGGAAAAAAAAGAAAAAGAAAGCUGCAGUGCAUACGGAUGACAGUAUUUACUCUGUAAAAUUUGUGUAAAAUUGUAAUGUUGCCUGUUGUGAUUACUCCAAUUUAUAUAAGUAUCAAAACACCACCAGCUUCUAGUGAAAGAAAAAUACUAUACAUAAAUUAAAAACUGACUAUUUAAAGAUUAUAAUCAACUUAUAAGCCCAUUUGUCUGACAGUGACUAACUGGUUCAAGUGUUUAGAACUUCGCUCAUAUUCCUGCAAAUAUCACAUAUAUGCUCGCAAUAUUCAGCUGAAAUGGUUGUGGCCUUCUCAGCCUUCUAAAUAUCAUUUGUUGUAUUACUCUGGAAGCUUAGCGUCUUAUUUAAGCUGUCAAAGCUCUGCAUGCGUCAUAUCAACAGUGCGUGGACGUUUUCAGACUUUAUUUGACUUUAUUAUACCGUGAAGAAGUGACAGUGUGGGUCAGAAUCAGUACCAUGUUCCUUCAACCAAAUAAAGAUUUAAAAGAUGCACAACGUCACCACUAGUGGUGCUGUUGUGUAGUGUGGAGUCAUGCGUUCCUCCCCCUUGUUGUAGCAGAAUCAGCAAGAAAUUUGUGUCAUUAUUAUUCUGUCAUGAGUAAUAAAGAUUUUUGCACAUUU
This is a messenger RNA of Mugil cephalus (flathead mullet), 2727 nucleotides long. Its product is annotated as spindlin-1-like. The record is from RefSeq and is a predicted model, not a curated record. NCBI's taxonomy places the organism in Eukaryota, Metazoa, Chordata, Actinopteri, Mugiliformes, Mugilidae. Bases 270 to 977 code for a protein of 235 amino acids. Gene Ontology annotation, biological process: gamete generation. The transcript has 5 exons.